This is a messenger RNA of Colletotrichum chrysophilum, 663 nucleotides long. RefSeq lists its product as uncharacterized. The record is from RefSeq and is a predicted model, not a curated record. Lineage: Eukaryota; Fungi; Ascomycota; Sordariomycetes; Glomerellales; Glomerellaceae. The coding region runs from base 1 to 663 and encodes 220 amino acids. The transcript has 2 exons.
AUGAAGUUUUCCAUUCCCGUCAUCCUGUUCACGGCUGGUGCUGUUGCUGCGCCCUCCUCCGUCACGCUGAACGAGCGACAGCUCAGCGCGCUAACGCAGGUCCUCACCCCGGUUCUCCAAGGUCUUCAGUCCUUCGACGUCACCCUCAACGCCUACACCGGAGGACCUGGUCAGGAGCUACUCAGUGUCGCCAACAGUGUCAUCGCGGGAGUCCGCGCUGCCGCCAACGCCGUUGCCCCCAUCCAGCCGGUGUCUGAGGCUGAGGCUGGUGGUUUCGUCGGACUGGGCCAGCAGCUUGACAUCGCCGGUUACAAGUUCAUUGCCGAUCUCAACGCCCAGGUUCCGGUGUUUGCCCAGAGUGGCAUCUGCCCCGAGACUCUCAAUUGGGUCACCCAAGUUGGAGAUGGAGUUCUUGAUCUGAAGACGGCCGUGUUCAGCAAGUUUCCCAACAAUGGUGGGGAUGCAAAUGAUGUUGAGGAGUUCAGGAAGCUCUUCUCUGCUGUUGAACAGCGACUGAAGAAAUGCUCUGCUCCACCUUCGGCGGACUGUAGUGCGUAUUGCGGCAAGGACCAUCAUGAUUGGAACAAGGGCGAGGAUAAGAAGGGCGAGAAGGGUGAAAAGGGAAAGAAGGGUGACAAGGACGACUGCAAGAAGAAAUACUAG